Molecule: messenger RNA, 4915 nt
Organism: Acyrthosiphon pisum (pea aphid)
Lineage: Eukaryota; Metazoa; Arthropoda; Insecta; Hemiptera; Aphididae
Gene: Pvr
Product: PDGF- and VEGF-receptor related
Exons: 26
Coding region: 570-4001 (1143 amino acids)
Biological process (GO): cell surface receptor protein tyrosine kinase signaling pathway; protein phosphorylation; multicellular organism development
Cellular component (GO): signaling receptor complex; plasma membrane
Molecular function (GO): transmembrane receptor protein tyrosine kinase activity; ATP binding
Source: RefSeq, a predicted model, not a curated record
AUUUCUUUUUGUUAUUCAUUCAGAUCCACAUAUAUGGCCAGAUGUUCCUGAACUUACCCUGACAUCAGGGGCUGAUCUCACACUUAAAUGUACAGGAGAUGUACCUGUAAAAUGGAAUAUUGAUCAAUAUGAUUCAAGUUUACUUAUAGAAAGAAACUCCUCAAUCGACAUAUCACAAGGACUGGCUAAUAAUAGUUAUAUAUCUCUGCUAUCUCUAAGUAGAGCAAGUUAUUUAGAUACUGGAUACUACUACUGUGAUCCAUUGUCUGAAGUCCCAGGAGUAGAUGAACACAAUUCUAAGAUAUAUUUAUAUGUUCAGCAUGAUACACAUUUAUUAGCGAUUCCUGAAAAUUUAGUUUUAUUAUCUCAGAACGAAUUUGGUGAUGUUAUUAUUCCUUGUCGGCCAACAUCACCAGAUAUAAACGUAACAUUAAUAAAAGACGAAGAAGAGCUGGUGCCUGGUAACACAUAUAAUGGCAUGGAAUUGCAAUAUGACCCAAAGUAUGGAUUCCUUCUCAAUUCAGUGACAAUGUUUAGUUCGGGAUUUUAUCAUUGUCUUGCUGAAUACUAUGAAAAAAAAAGUCAUGCAACUUACAAUAUUUUUAUUAAUCAUUACUGAGAAUUUAGAGUAUGAUCCGAAAAUAGGAUUUACACUUAGGUCACCUUCAGUUCAAGAUUCUGGUGUAUACUAUUGUGAGGCAAAGAGAAAUAACAUCAAUGAAUUACGAGAAUUAACUAUUCACAUUAAUCCUAAAGUGCAUAAAGUAGUAAUGCCUUAUAUCAAUAGUAGUGAUGCACAUACAGGUCAUUUAAUUAUUGGUCAAAAUUUAACCCUAAACUGUUCUGUAAGCAUGGAUCUUGGUAUUUCUUUCACAUUACAUUGGAAAGUUCCUAAUGAACAGAAGCUCCAGGCUGGGCAUGUGUUAAUUGGCAAAGAAAAUGUCUAUAAUGGUUUGAAACUCGGAGUUGGUAAUUGUGUUGGUAGUCGAUUGUUAAGUAUUCAAAAUGUAACUUCCGAAGAUGAAGGUGAUUAUGUUUGUGAAGUAAUGGUACAUUCUGGACAUAAGAACCGUGCUACAUACAAGCUUAAGGCAUUCACACCUGAUAUGACUUAUUUAAGUUUGUCAGUUCAAGGUAAUGUUUAUGUAAUAACACGUAGAGCAAGAACUCGGCAGGUACAAUGGAUAAUUCAAGUAUCCGCAUACCCAAAACCAUCUCUUGUAUGGAGAGAUCCUAAUGGUAAAGAAUUAGGGAUGAAUCCAGAAAAAGUAUCAGUGGAAAAUGACAAAAGUACAUCCAAAUUAGUAAUAAAAAAUUUAGAGCUGUUUGAUUCUGGUACAUAUGAAUUAGUUGCAGAUAAUGAUGCACAUGUAAAACAAAUUACUGUAACCUUGCUAGUUGAAGACAAACCAAUAGUUGAAAUAAUCAAUAGUUCCAACUCAAGAGUAUUUCAUGAAUUGGGAAAAAUGUAUAGUGUUGAAUGUUAUUUAGGUGGUUAUCCUUUGCCAGAAGUUGAUUGGGCUUUUAAAAAGUGUCCAAAUUAUCCUGAGUGUGAAGAAUCAUUUACCCAUAUUCCUAGAAGCAUGUAUAAAGAAACUGUGUUUAAAGAAACAUUCCUUAUAUCAUCAAUAAAUAUUACUGCUAUUGAAACUGGAAUACUUUUUUGUAACGCUACAAAUGAAUUUGGAAAUUCUAAUUAUAGUUCUACAUUUUUUGUCACUGAUGUAUCAAAUGGGUUGGCUAUCAGAGGACCACAAAUUGUUGUUGAUGGCGAUGAUAUAACAAUUGAAUGUGGGGCUUCUAAAUAUAUGUAUAAUGAAUAUAUUAAAUGGAUAUUUCGAGAUUUAAAUGAUAGAGAGAAUCCAGUGAAUAUUGAUAAGAAUGUCAUUUUAACCAAUAAUAAAACAGAACUUUCGUAUCGUUCAUAUUUAUUGAUAAAAAAUAUCACAAAUAAAUUUGAUGGAGAAUAUUUGUGUAUAGUACCCGAAUUGCAAGAGUUCAAUUCAGCCACAAUAGUGUAUUCUGUAUUAGUCCAGAAAUCAAAAAUACCAGCUAUUGUGGUUCCAUCAAAUUCAAGUAUUUCGAGAGUAAAAACUGGUAAUUCAACCCAACUUAGUUGUUAUAUUAAAGAAGGCAUGCCACCACCUACUAUUACAUGGUUUAAAAAUGGCCAAAUAUUAAAGGUCAAUAUAAAUGAUAGUAGGCUUGAAUUGCGGGAUAAAAAUCAAACAUAUGUAGUAAAGUUUGCUGCAUUAGAAGAUGAAGGCAAUUAUGUGUGCAAUGUUUCAAAUAAAGUUGGCAGUGCUAUUUUAACCUAUGAAUUAAUCAUUCAAGAUAAACCUUUAGAGCAUGAACAUUUUAGUCUCAUUGCUUUUUGUUCUGUGUUAACUAUUCUUUUGGGAGUUCUUAUGAUAUGCUGUGCUGUACAUUUAAAGAGAGAAAAGAAAUUAAAAAAAGAAUUAGCUCUAGCUGGUCUAUUACACUUUGAGAAUGGUGCUGUUGAAAGCUGGAAUCCUGAUUUGGGGAUUGAGGAACAGGCAGAACUACUUCCUUAUGAUAAACGAUGGGAGUUUCCUAGAGAUAAACUAAAACUUGGUAAGCAAUUGGGUUCGGGAGCAUUUGGAGUUGUCUUUAAAGCUGAGGCAAUUGGUAUAAUUGAUAAAGAUACCACUACAACUGUUGCUGUAAAAAUGAUUAAACCAAACACAGAUCCGUCAUACAUAAAAGCCUUAGCUUCUGAAUUGAAGAUUAUGAUACAUCUUGGUAGGCAUUUGAAUGUAGUUAACUUACUUGGAGCUUACACUGGAAACAUAAACAAAAGAGAAUUGAUGGUGAUUGUGGAGUAUUGCCGUUUUGGAAAUCUCCAUCAAUACAUGUUGAAACAGAGGGAUUGUUUUGUGGACCAAGUUUCAACAGAUGGCUAUUUAGAUUACAAUAUUAAAUCAAUAUCUAAAAAUCCAUACUAUGUAAAUGUUCCUAACAAAACCAAUUUACCUGAAAAAUGUGAUGAUAGUAGUACCCAAAUUGGUUCUGAUGGGUAUUUAGUCCCUGAUGAAGUUGAACCCGAGUGGCGGAGCAAUUACCGUGGAGAUUAUAAAAAUUUGAUUGUUAAACCAUCAUGUACCCACGACUUAAUAUGUUGGUCAUUUCAAGUAGCACGAGGCAUGGAAUAUCUUGCUAGUAGAAAAAUUCUACAUGGCGAUUUAGCAACGAGAAAUAUUCUAUUGGCUGAAGAAAAUAUUGUUAAAAUAUGUGAUUUUGGAUUUGCAAAAACUAUGUACAAUAGUGAGAAUUACCAAAAAAAGUCUGAAAAGGAUCUUUUGCCAGUAAAAUGGAUGGCAAUUGAAUCUCUCCGUGAUCGAGUUUUUUCAACACAAUCUGAUGUUUGGGCAUUUGGUAUUGUUCUGUGGGAAAUAUUCUCAUUAGCAGUUACUCCAUAUCCAAAUAUUCAAAAAUUUAAUGACCUAUUCAAUAGACUGGUUGAAGGUUAUCGAAUGGAACAGCCAAAAUAUGCCAAUUCUGAAAUAUACAAUAUAAUGUUAGAUUGUUGGAAAAUGAAUCCUAUGACAAGGCCAUCAUUCACUGAUUUAGCUGAACGUCUGGGCGAUUUAUUACAAGAUGGUACUAAAUCACAUUAUAUGAAUUUAAAUGAGGUAUAUAUGAGAAUGAAUACGGAAGGAUCAGUUUCAACUGAUUACUUAAGUCUUUUAACGGCACCGACAUAUUUGAAUUGUUCAACCGUGUCUGAAAACAAUUUAAAUUCAUGUCUAAACAGUUCUGAACAUUCAGAAAACAAAGAUGAUUUGGAAUUGAGACCUAUGUUACAUAAUCCAGUUGAGUGUUCUGGUUAUAUAAACCUAACAAAACCAUCAUCUUUUUCUAACCCCAAUUAUGAUGUUGUUGAUAAAUCCAAAAAUUAUUCAUACUUACAAUCACCGUGUCCAAGGUACACAUUUCAUAUCUUGCUCAUUAAAUUACAUGACUUUUUUGCUUUUUAUUAACUUAUUAAUUCUUUAAAUGCUUAUUACUGCUUAUUGCUUAUGUCAAUGUUUAACCCUUGUCUAGCAUAUUAGCUUACUAUAGAAUUAUACUUUUUCUAUACUCUGUUUAAUAUUAUAAGAGUAACCAUAGACAAGAUGGGUGUGGCUAACAUGAGCUGAGUGCAGCGCUCAUUGAAAUGUCACUUUUUAUCCCAAUAACCGCUUAGAUUGUAUUUUUCUAAGAUUAACACGAUAAACCAUUACUAAUAAAAGUCAACAAAAACCGAUUUAAUCAAGGAACCCUAAUCUGAGCCAGGCAAAAAGUGGUUGCUGCCUUAAGUUUCUCUUAUGUGAGAUAGAGUGUAAGAGGAACAAAGUAGAUUUAUGGUGUAUAAUAUUAGAGUUAUAUAACUGAUUAUCAAAUAUAAAUAUGAGUACUCUAUCAUAGUGUCUUAAUGUUGAAUAUUCUUUUUUAUAUCUAAUGUUUACUAUGUAUAAAAAACACAGAAGUAAAUAAUAAUUAUAAUGUAAAUAUCUCACUCUUAAAAGAAUUAAAAUAAACCCUGACACAAAUAUCCACCAAUGUAAACUAAUACUAAUACUUUGCUUUGGUAAUAGAUUAAUGAAGUCUUAUAUUUACCCAGAGCUCUUCAAAAUGUAAACUUUUAAUAUUAUUCAUAAAAUAGAUAAACAUAUCAAAUCAAUGGGUUUUUCUUAAAAAUUUGAAUUAAUUUUUUUUAUAUUUUUUACGUUUAUUGUGUCACAACAUUACUGUAACACCCUAAAGAUCUUCAAGAAAAAUCAAUUAAUUUUAAUGUGGUUUUUUUAAUAGUAAUCUAUAAACAAUUUCGAUUUAAUGACAAUUUCAAAAAAGGUGGGUAAGUGGAUGUCGCUCUGCUGUACAGUAGAUAACAAGUGGGUCACUGUAUAAUGAA